GAUGGCGGCGGUAGCGGCUGCACGAGCAGUUUCUGUGGGUUCCGGGCUGCGGGGUCUGCAACGGACACUGCCACUUGUAGUGAUUCUUGGGGCGACCGGCACCGGCAAAUCCACCCUGGCGUUGCAGCUAGGCCAGCGGCUCGGUGGCGAAAUCGUCAGCGCUGACUCCAUGCAGGUUUAUGAAGGCUUAGACAUCAUCACCAACAAGGUUUCUGCCCAAGAGCAGAGAAUGUGCCAGCACCACAUGAUCAGCUUUGUGGAUCCUCUUGUGACAAAUUACACAGUUGUGGACUUCAGGAACAAGGCAACUGCUCUGAUUGAAGAUAUAUUUGCCCGAGACAAAAUUCCUAUUGUCGUGGGAGGAACGAAUUAUUACAUUGAGGCUCUGCUCUGGAAAGUUCUUGUCAGUACUAAGCCCCAGGAGAUGGACACUGAGAAAGUGACUGACCGGAAAGUAGAGCUUGAAAAGGAGGAUGGCCAUGCACUCCACAAACGCUUAAGCCAGGUGGACCCAGAAAUGGCUGCCAAGCUGCACCCACAUGACAAGCGCAAAGUGGCCCGGAGCUUGCAAGUGUUUGAAGAAACGGGAAUCUCUCAUAGUGAAUUUCUUCAUCGUCAACACUCAGAGGAAGGUGGUGGUCCCCUUGGAGGCCCUCUGAAGUUCCCUAACCUUUGCAUCCUCUGGCUUCAUGCUGACCAGACAGUUCUAGAUGAGCGCUUGGAUAAGAGAGUGGAUGACAUGCUUGCUGCUGGGCUCUUGGAUGAACUAAGAGACUUUCACAGGCGCUAUAAUCAGAAGAAAGUUGCAGAAAAUAGCCAGGACUAUCAACAUGGUAUCUUCCAAUCCAUUGGCUUCAAGGAAUUUCAUGAGUACCUGGUCACUGAGGGAAAAUGCACACCAGAGACCAGUAACCAGCUCCUAAAGAAAGGUAUUGAGUCUCUGAAACAGGUGACCAAGAGAUAUGCCCGGAAGCAAAACCGAUGGGUUAAAAACCGCUUUUUGAAUAGACCUGACUGUCCCACACGGAUAAAGAUGGUGAUCGGUGAUCAAAGGGUGCUGUCUUCUUUCAAGGCACUCAUGACCACCCAGCAGCGGCCCUGCCCUAAAGCUCUCUUUCCCUCUUGGAGCCUGGAUCCACCUCUGCCACAGAUUCACACCCGCACUCCCCUGUCCGAUUCCUCUGGUCCUCUGGUCAGAGCCCACAAAGGCCCGGGGCCUCCAAGCCUUCAGCUCACACUGUAUUUGGAAACUGGUUUAAAGCUCACUCCUUUUGAGCACAGUAGGGCUUGUACUAUACCCGGUGGCUGGAAUCCUUCUGUUCCGAGUACUGCCUUGCAUGGGAUUCUCAUAGAAAUGGGGUUUUCUCCUCAUUCCAACCAAUAGAACGAUUACUUCUAUUAACUGGUAACGCUGGCAAAAUGAACGCCAUUGUCAGAGACUGGGGAUGGCUGUGAUUUGCUCAAGCAGCAGAAGAAGCCUCGAUUGUCGUUGGUUUAUAAUGAUGAAAGGGGAAGAGAAAGAGAGUGUCUGAUUGUUUUUUCUAAAGGAAACUUAGUGGUUCGAUUUGUCGAAUGUCCUUCAGGGAUAGCCUUAAAGAAGCAACAUUUGUGAGCCUUUUGUGAGCUUAGCUUGUGUGAGCCCUUCUAUAGUGCCAUCUGUCAAGUCCUUGCUCCCAUCCCCUGCUGCCGUGGAGAGCCAGGCCAGAAGCCCGCCUCCCCCCACUUUUUUUUGCCUUAGGCUCUAGCUGGAGAAUAAAGCUGACUUUUUCCCCCACAUAAACUUUUCUUUGACUUCUAACCUCUCCUUUACUUUUUUUUUUUUUUUUUGCUCCAAAACCUUUAAAAUGACGUUUUUAAUAUAUAUCAAAGAGCAUUUAAUCUAGUCAUCUUUUCAAAUGCUUCCAAAUAAGAUUUCCUUGAAAAAGAAAAAAUAAAAAGAAGGUUGUAUGAGUUAGUUAGAGGGUGGGAACAGUCUUUGGGGUGAGAGGUCAGAAAUUGAUACCAGGAAGCAGUGGCCUUUCAGCUUUACUGCUUCUGUGGACUCUCCAAAGGGAUCGUCAGAGAAGAAUGCUUCCCGUUAUCUCUCUGGAGCAUUGUGUGCUUGGAGAAUGUGAGGCUUGCGAGUUAGUCAUUCGAAUGGCUUAUCUGACCCAGGCAUGGGGAUGUCAGACCAGGAGGGCAACGUGUGUGAGCAGGGAAGAAGUGGAAAGGACAGCUCUGGGUGCUCGGGGGCUGAUGCAGACAAGGACCUGGAUUUGGCAUUUUUAGCUGAGUGAGUGGAAAGGUAAUGUAUCUGUAACAGGAAGCCCCAUGCUGGAAAAGUGCAUCUACAGCCCCGAUUCUGGAAAAUUGGGGCUCUUUUUGAGCUAUAGAUGAGCCGAAGAACUUACCUGCUAUGUGUCCUUGGACAAAGUGUAAGUCCUCUGUGAACUUCAGUUUCUGUGAACUUCAGUUUCGUCCUGUAUCAAAUGAGCUGAAUAAUACCGUCCUGCAAGAUUGCUGUGAGGAUUAGUGAUGUAAAUAAAGCACCCAGCAGGGUAUGCUUGAUGCUUCCCUUAAAAAUGCUAAGCAGCUAUACCAGCACAUGUGUUGAUCCUGUUAUUGUUAAAGAAAAGGAUUGUAUAGUUAAUUCUUAAUGCUUCUAGGAUUGAUUCUAGAAAGUUCUAAGGAGGGGCACCUGGGCACCUGGGUGGCUCAGUUGGUUAAGCAUCCAACUUCGGCUCCGGUCAUGAGGUCAUGAUCUUGGGGUUCACAAGUUCGAGCCCCGU
This is a messenger RNA of Prionailurus viverrinus (fishing cat), 2768 nucleotides long. RefSeq names its product tRNA isopentenyltransferase 1 (gene TRIT1). Gene Ontology annotation, cellular component: mitochondrion. The record is from RefSeq and is a predicted model, not a curated record. Bases 2 to 1384 code for a protein of 460 amino acids. The transcript is spliced from 10 exons. Gene Ontology annotation, biological process: tRNA modification. Gene Ontology annotation, molecular function: tRNA dimethylallyltransferase activity; ATP binding. Lineage: Eukaryota; Metazoa; Chordata; Mammalia; Carnivora; Felidae.